AUGAGCGAUUUGGAGGAGUCAGAUUUGUAUCUUUCUGACGAGUCAGAGGAUUUCUUUGUUCCCGAGGAUGAAGACGAAGAUGAAGAAGUGUCUAAGGGAAAGACUAGUAAUAAACCGAAGACUACAACUACGACUGCCACUAAAAAAAGUGCCACCUCUAAGAAAAGUGGUCCCCCCAAAAAUGUAUCUUCUUCUGCAUCCACCCCGUCAACGACAUCUACAAGAGAUACCACCCCUUCCAACAGAAAUAGCGCUUCAGAAACGUACCAGAAGCUCUCUCAAUUGGAACAUAUCUUAAAGAGACCAGAUACAUAUAUUGGGUCCAUUGAAAGGGAGCCUAUGGAAAUGUGGACUUUUGAUGCUCAAACUGAACAGAUGGUUUUCAAAAACGUCAAUAUAGUUCCAGGGUUAUAUAAGAUAUUCGAUGAGAUCUUGGUUAAUGCGGCUGAUAAUAAAAUUAGAGAUCCUUCAAUGAAGAAUUUAAAGGUUAAAAUUGAUCCCACAAAUAAUAUCAUCGAAGUCAUGAAUGAUGGUAAGGGUAUCCCUGUUGAAAUCCAUGAGAAGGAGAAUAUGUAUAUACCUGAAUUGAUUUUUGGGAACUUGUUAACCUCUUCCAAUUAUGAUGACAAUGAAAAAAAAGUCACUGGUGGUAGGAAUGGUUAUGGUGCAAAGUUAUGUAACAUCUUUUCCACAGAAUUUGUAUUGGAAACAGCUGAUUUGUCCAAUAAGAAGGUUUAUGUUCAAACUUGGACUAAUAAUAUGUCGAGUGUUUCUAAACCCAAGAUCACCACUUUGAAAACUAAAAAGGAAUAUACUAAAGUAACAUUCAAGCCUGAUUUGGCAAAAUUCAAAAUGGAUGUUUUGGAUGAAGAGUUACUUUCUGUUCUUUACAGAAGAGUUUACGAUUUAUGUGGUACGGUAAAGGAUUGUAAUAUCUACUUGAAUGAUAAGAAAUUGAGUAUUCGAAAUUUCAAAGCUUAUGUUGAAAUGUAUGUCAAUGCUAUAAAAUUAAGAAACUCUGUUGAUGAUCUGCUGGAAGAUGAUAAAGCAUAUAAAACUGUUAUUCAUGAAGUGGUCAACAAUAGAUGGGAAGUUGCAUUUGCUGUCAGUGACGGAUCUUUUAAUCAAGUUAGUUUUGUAAAUUCCAUUGCAACUACGUCUGGAGGUACUCAUGUUAAAUAUCUUGCAGAUCAGAUUAUUACCAAAGUGACAGAAGCAUUAAAUAAAAAGGAAAAGGGGAAAAAGAAAUUACUAAUAAAACCCCAAGAUGUCAGAAACAAUAUGUUCCUUUUCAUCAACUGUUUAAUUGAAAAUCCGGCAUUUACUUCACAAACAAAGGAGCAAUUGACUACUAGAUCGACUCAAUUUGGUGGUAGUAAAGUCACAAUUGGUGAUAAUUUCAUUUCUAAUGUCCUUAAGACAAAACUUGCAGAGAAAAUCAGAAACAUUGCUGAUGCCAAUGCAGAUAAAGAAUUACAAAAGGCUGAUGGUUCUCGUAAGCAAAGAAUUAAAGGUCAAACAAAAUUGCAUGAUGCCAAUAAGGCAGGUACAAAGUUGGGUUACCAAUGUACAUUAAUAUUAACUGAAGGAGAUUCUGCAUUGUCCAACGCAGUGGCAGGGUUAGCUGUGGUUGGUAGAGAUUUCUAUGGCUGUUUCCCUUUAAGAGGUAAAAUGUUAAAUGUUCGAGAAGCAUCUGCUGAACAAAUAUCCAAAAAUGCCGAAAUCAAUGCUUUAAAACAAAUUAUUGGAUUAAAACAUAAAAAGGUUUAUACUGCUGCAGAUAUUAAAACUUUAAGAUAUGGUCAUAUUAUGAUCAUGACAGAUCAAGAUCAAGAUGGCUCUCAUAUUAAAGGUUUAAUUAUCAAUUUCUUAGAAUCCAGUUUCCCUGGAUUGUUGGAAAUCCCUGGGUUCCUUUUAGAAUUCAUUACUCCAAUUGUAAAGGUCACAAUCAGCAAACGAGGGGGCGGUAAGACUGUUAUACCAUUUUUCAGUAUGCCUGAGUUUCAAGUGUGGAGAGAGACUGAAGGUGACGAUUGUAGAUGGACUUUGAAGUAUUACAAGGGUUUGGGUACAUCAAAGGAGGAAGAAUUCCGUCAAUAUUUCCAAGAAUUGGAUAAACAUAUGAAGAAAUUCCAUGCAUUACAAGGUAAUGAUAAAGAGUUUAUUGAGUUAGCAUUUUCGAAAAAGAAAGCUGAUGAUAGAAAGGAAUGGUUGCAAGGGUACAUUCCUGGCACCCAUCUUCCUCCUGACUUAAAUGAGAUCCCCAUUAGCGAGUUUAUUAAUAAGGAAUUGAUUGUAUUCUCCAUGGCCGAUAAUGUUAGAUCCAUUCCCUCGGUCAUAGAUGGUCUUAAGCCUGGACAACGUAAAGUCAUGUAUGCAUUUUUCAAGAGAAAGCAAAAGGGUGAAAUGAAGGUGGCUCAAUUGGCUGCUUACGUUGCUGAGAAGACUCAAUAUCAUCAUGGUGAAGCAGCAUUACAACAAACUAUUAUCGGGUUGGCUCAAAACUUUGUGGGGUCCAAUAAUAUAAAUUUGUUGACCCCUAAUGGUAAUUUUGGUAGCAGAGCAUUUGGUGGGAAAGAUUAUGCUGCAGCAAGAUAUAUUUUCACUGAACUUAACAAGUUAACAAAACAAGUUUUCAAUCCAUUGGAUGCUGAUUUAUUGAAUUAUAUUCAAGAAGAUGAACAAACUGUUGAACCCGAAUGGUAUAUACCAGUUCUUCCUAUGCUUUUGGUGAAUGGUACUGAAGGUAUUGGGACUGGUUGGUCUACAAAUAUUCCUCAAUAUAACCCUAUUGAAAUUGUCGAUAAUCUUAAAAGGAUGAUGAUUGGAGAAGAAAUGAAAGAUAUGUCUCCUUGGUAUAAAGGUUGGACAGGAGAGAUUGAAAAAUCUGGUGCUGAUAAGUAUCGGGUUAUGGGACGUAUUGAAGAAAUUAAUGAGAAUGAAUUGCUCAUAUCUGAAUUACCUGUGAAGAUGUGGACCAAUACCAUGAAAGAGUACUUACUUUCUGCAUUGGGGACAGAUAAAGUACCUGCGUGGAUUAAAGAUGUCGAGGAACAACAUGAUUCUACUAUUAAGUUUGUCAUUAAGGUUUCUGAUGAACAAAUGGCGAAAUGUAAAGGUGCUGGGUUAUUAGAGAAGUUUAAGUUAUUAGGUUCAAUAAGUGUUGCAAAUAUGGUUGCCUUUGAUCCUAAUGGUAAGAUCAAAAAGUAUGAAUCUCCAUUAGAAAUUUUGAAAGAUUUCUAUUAUGUUCGGUUAGAUUACUAUCAAAGACGGAAAGAUCACAUGAGUAAAGAUUUAGAGAAUCAAUUAACUAAAUUAAGUGAACAGGCCAGAUUCAUUAAGUUGAUAAUUGAAAAGAAGAUGUCUGUUUCCAACAAGAAAAGAGCCGUGUUAGUUGAGAUGUUGGAGGACAAUAACUUUGUCAAAUUUCAUAAAGGAGAACCAAUUGAUGAAGCUAAAAAGAGUAUUGUAAGUGGUCAAGAUGCAGAGGUUGAACUUCAAGAAGAAGAAGAAUUGGACGCAGAAGGUGAAACCAUUGUUGAUGAUGAAGUAGCAGGGAAUAAGCCUCUUACCAUUUAUUCUGUCUAUGAUUAUUUGUUAGGAAUGUCUUUAUGGUCCUUGAGUAAAGAGAGAUAUGAAAAGUUACUUAAGCAAAGAGAUGAAAAGGAACAGGAAUUAAAUGAAUUAUUGGGGAAGACUGCCAAAGAUCUAUGGAGAGCUGAUUUGGAUACUUUUAUGAUGGAAUAUGCUCAAUUUAUGAAGGAAGACGAAGAGGCUAGACUUGCAUGUAUUCCUAGCAAAGGAACUUCCAAGAAGGCUCGUAAACCUCGGGUUAAUAAGAGAGCAAUUGAAGGUAUUAAAGUGGAAUCCGUGACAAAGAAACCAAAAGUCAAAAAGGAACAACCAGCAUCAAAGACUCCUUCCACUGUGGUGAGUUCAAGAGACAGCACCCCUGGUCCAAUAAAGACGGAAUCUGAACCUAAACUGAAACCAAGAGCUAAACAAGAUACCAUUCUUUCGUUCUUUGGAGCAACACCCCAAAAGUCAACGGCCUCCACUGGCUCUACAACUACUUCCAAAUCUAAAUCAUUAUUUGAUGACGAUAGCGAUAGUGAUGUUAUGGAAAUCGACUCCACUCUGCUGUCUCAUACAGCCUCCAUCAGUUCAGACACCAAGAUGAGCACACCACCUAAGACCAACGAAGUUAAAAGCAAACAAGUAGAAGAUCUUUCAACUGAUUUGGUUAAUGUUGCGCCCACUAGUCGGAAACGUGCCCCCAAGAAGGUCACAUACAACUUCAGUUUCACUGAUUCUGAGCCUGAGAACGUCUCUGAGGAAGAAGAGUACAUGGAAAGUGAAUAA
Lizanozyma spartinae is the source of this 4362-nucleotide messenger RNA. RefSeq names its product DNA topoisomerase 2 (gene TOP2). Gene Ontology annotation, biological process: DNA topological change; sister chromatid segregation; resolution of meiotic recombination intermediates. Gene Ontology annotation, molecular function: ATP binding; DNA topoisomerase type II (double strand cut, ATP-hydrolyzing) activity; DNA binding. NCBI's taxonomy places the organism in Eukaryota, Fungi, Ascomycota, Pichiomycetes, Serinales, Debaryomycetaceae. Bases 1 to 4362 code for a protein of 1453 amino acids. The transcript has a single exon. Gene Ontology annotation, cellular component: nucleus. The record is from RefSeq and is a predicted model, not a curated record.